AUGGACAGCUUCGACGCACCCCGACGGCCCCGGCCGAAGUCCUCGAUCCUGGAGUCCUUCAUGCACCGCCGCCAAGCGUCGAACGGUGACGCCCUGGCUUCGCCGCCGUUGCAAGGAGGCUAUUCAUUCUCCAGUACCUACGACGACCUAGCCAUUGGCAACUUCUCCAAAAACAACCCUGGAGCUCUUGGCGAGCUGCAGCAGAACCAACAGGAGCCGGCUCCCCGGCUCUCUCGCCAGUCUCGAGAAGACUUCCGAGACGACCCUCGCGGACGGUCCCGAUCACCGACCAAGAACGCUCUCGGCAACCUCACGGUGAUUACAUCCAUGGCCAAGGAUACAAAGGCGGCCAAGUCCCGCGAGAGCUCCCCCAAGAAGCCUCAAAAAACCAAGUCCGGAACCAACCUGGCUGCGCUGCUCAGGCCCAAGUCGCUGCGGAAUUUACACAAGCUACUGUCCGAUGAGGAUAUCCGAAUGUCCAAGGACAAGGAGAACAGAACACCGGACGAGCCGGUAACGACGCCACCCAUCUUCGCCCAAUUUACCAGUGACCCGCUGUACCAGCAACCAAGCAGACAUGCGAGUGUCGAGGAGGGACGAACCAAUAGUGACACGGACCUGUUCAUGAAUACUCGCUCGGGCUUCAAGGAGCGACCCAAGUCGUUCCAGGUCCCUAUCCACUCCAAGACCGACCCCUCCAAGUUCAGAUUCUCUCAAGAGGGUAUGCGGAAGGGCUCCAAGGACUCCAGCUCAUCCAAAACAAGCGGCAAGUCCAGUCGGUCCAAGGCUCUGGGUGCUUUCUCAUUUUCUCACGGCCGGUCCAAGUCGACGUCGGCGAGCCCCAAGCCUGAGAUGGCGGAGCCGCAGUUCAACCCCCAGGACGUCGACAGACACCUCGAAGCUAUGCUGGACCGUCGAAACAUUCCCGAAAACCAGCGGUACAAGAUGCGCAACUUGAAUGAUACCAUCAAGAUGGAGUUCAUCCGCCAGGAUUGGGCGGAGAUGGUUGCCGCCAAGAAUGAUCGACCCGGAUCUACUGGCAGUGUCAACAGUAUCGAUGGAUCGGCCAUCGCCUCGGGCAAUGCUAUCGAGGAGAAGCCUAAGCGCACCCGUGGCAAGAGCUUCACUCUCUCGAGAGGAAAGAAGGAGCCGAAGGAGCCAAGCUCCCCUACGAAGAAGUCCAAGGGUGACACUCUCGGUCGUCACUUCAGGAGCAAGUCGACCGAGAGCAUCAUUAGUGAUGGUCCUCCCGGGUCUAGCGGAUCUUCCUCUAACACCGGUCUCUUGGCCAAGAUCAAGCUCCAGCAGGGCCCUGCCGACUAUGUCGCGUAUCUGAGAAAGGUACAGAAGCCCCAGCUGGUCGAGGUUGGCAAGAUCCACAAGCUUCGCCUGUUGCUACGAAACGAGACGGUUGCAUGGAUUGAGGAUUUCAUCCAACAGGGUGGCAUGAAGGAGAUUGUGAGCCUUCUCACCCGGAUCAUGGAUGUUGAGUGGAGGGAGGAACACGAAGAUGCACUUCUCCAUGAGAACCUCUUGUGCCUCAAGGCGCUGGUUACGACAGCACGUGCUAUGCAGUAUCUUCACUCGAUCCAGGGUGAAUUGUUCCCGAAGCUGCUGCACAUGCUUUUCGACCCUGAGAAGAAGGGUCCCAGCGAAUUUACAACACGCAACAUCAUCACAUCAGUCUUGUUUACAUACAUCGAAAGUGCGUCCCCAGCGGAGCGAGUCUUCAGAGCCAAGAGCAUCCUGGCACACCUCAGGGACCCCGAGCCAAAAGAGGAUGAACGCCCAGUUCCAUUUGUCAUGGAAAUGAGACGUGACAGGCCGUACCGCGUUUGGUGCAAGGAGGUGGUCAGCGUCACCAAGGAAGUCUUCUGGAUCUUCCUCCACAACGUCAACGUGGUCUCCCUCUCAUCCGACAAAGCAAAUGCUUCAGGAGUGAACGACCCUUCAUUCCCGGGUAAUAACCGAGCAUACUCAUACAUGCUUCGACACUUCCCCCAGGAGCGGCCACCGGUCCCGGCAGCCCCGUACGUAGGUGGAGUGGAGUGGGAUGCUACAAACUACUUGGCUUCCCAUCUGGAUCUCAUGAACGCCAUCCUCGCCUGUGCGGCUACUAAGGAGGAGCGGAACAACCUCCGAGGGGAGUUUAACAUCUCCGGAUGGGAGCGAUGCCUUGGCGGUAGUCUACGUCUCUGCAAGGAGAAGUUCUACGGCAGUGUACAUGAUGGUCUGCGCACCUGGGUCGCGGCGGCGGCCGAGGAUGGCUGGGAUGUCAAGGAUGUAAGAUAUGGACCGCCGCCGGAGUCUCGCAGCUCGCCCAAGAAGGCUGGAGGCGGUCAGAAGAUCAAGGUUGAGCCAGCCCCCAAGCUUGAGAUGCCCAGGCUUGACUUUGGGAUGGAUAAGCCACAGGCGCCCAAGGAUGACGGAUGGCUAGAAUGA
Molecule: messenger RNA, 2442 nt
Organism: Ilyonectria robusta
Lineage: Eukaryota; Fungi; Ascomycota; Sordariomycetes; Hypocreales; Nectriaceae
Product: armadillo-type protein
Exons: 2
Coding region: 1-2442 (813 amino acids)
Biological process (GO): actin cytoskeleton organization
Molecular function (GO): small GTPase binding; actin binding
Source: RefSeq, a predicted model, not a curated record